Myotis lucifugus (little brown bat) is the source of this 613-nucleotide messenger RNA. RefSeq names its product hemoglobin subunit alpha. Gene Ontology annotation, cellular component: blood microparticle; hemoglobin complex; haptoglobin-hemoglobin complex. The record is from RefSeq and is a predicted model, not a curated record. Bases 90 to 518 code for a protein of 142 amino acids. The transcript has 3 exons. Gene Ontology annotation, molecular function: oxygen binding; iron ion binding; oxygen carrier activity. Gene Ontology annotation, biological process: oxygen transport; hydrogen peroxide catabolic process. Lineage: Eukaryota; Metazoa; Chordata; Mammalia; Chiroptera; Vespertilionidae.
CGUGCCCCUUGCGCCCCGGGCAUAAAAGUUCCUCACUCUCCGGGCCGGUACCCCUUCUGGUCCUCGCACAGACCCAGAAAGAAGCAACCAUGGUGCUGUCUCCCGCUGACAAGACCAACAUCAAGGCCGCCUGGGACAAGGUUGGCGCCCAUGCCGGCGACUAUGGCGCAGAGGCCCUGGAGAGGAUGUUCCUGAGCUUCCCCACCACCAAGACCUACUUCCCCCACUUCGACCUGAGCCACGGCUCUGCCCAGGUCAAAGGCCACGGCAAGAAGGUGGGCGACGCCCUGGGUAACGCCGUGGCCCACAUGGAUGACCUGCCCGGCGCCCUGUCCGCCCUGAGCGACCUGCACGCCUACAAGCUGCGUGUGGACCCCGUCAACUUCAAGCUCCUGAGCCACUGCCUGCUGGUGACUCUGGCCUGCCACCACCCCAAUGAGUUCACCCCUGCCAUCCACGCCUCCCUGGACAAGUUCAUGGCCUCCGUGAGCACCGUGCUGGUCUCCAAGUACCGUUAAGCUGGAGCCGCGGCCAUGCCUGCCCUGGGUCGGGGCCCCUUGGCGCUCCUCCACCCGCACAUCCUGAUCUUUGAAUAAAGUCUGAGUGGGCUGCA